Messenger RNA from Aspergillus alliaceus, 1749 nucleotides. Its product is annotated as casein kinase I. Gene Ontology annotation, molecular function: ATP binding; protein serine/threonine kinase activity. Gene Ontology annotation, biological process: peptidyl-serine phosphorylation; endocytosis; signal transduction. The transcript has 7 exons. Gene Ontology annotation, cellular component: cytoplasm; nucleus. The record is from RefSeq and is a predicted model, not a curated record. NCBI's taxonomy places the organism in Eukaryota, Fungi, Ascomycota, Eurotiomycetes, Eurotiales, Aspergillaceae. Bases 220 to 1554 code for a protein of 444 amino acids.
UCGGUACGGCUUAUUUAGACAGUCGUCUAUUUACUUUCAUCCAUCGCUCCCGUCUUACCGUGUCGGUUCGAACAUACACUAGACUCGUGGAUGAAUGAUCUAGAUCGCAAACACCAGGCUUUUUUCUUUCACGUGCCGAACCCGCGGACCGAGUCUCCUGACCUGACUGACUCUUCGUGAAAUCAUUCUACUUAUCGUCACCCAAUACCCAUCGCAGACAUGGCGUCCUCGUCUUCCAACGUCGUGGGUGUCCAUUAUAGGGUGGGAAAGAAAAUUGGUGAAGGAUCCUUCGGUGUUAUCUUCGAAGGCACAAAUCUUUUGAACAACCAGCAGGUGGCCAUAAAAUUCGAACCACGGAAGAGUGAUGCACCACAGCUCCGCGAUGAGUAUCGAACAUACAAGAUAUUGGUCGGAUGUCCGGGCAUUCCCAAUGUCUAUUAUUUCGGUCAGGAGGGUUUACAUAAUAUAUUGGUUAUUGAUUUACUCGGUCCGAGCCUUGAGGACCUUUUCGAUCACUGCAACAGACGCUUCUCGACUAAGACUGUUGUCAUGGUGGCUAAGCAGAUGCUCUCUCGAGUCCAAACAAUCCACGAGAAAAACUUGAUCUACCGGGAUAUUAAACCCGACAACUUCCUCAUUGGCCGCCCGAACUCCAAGGCCGCUAACGUUAUCCAUGUCGUCGACUUUGGCAUGGCCAAGCAAUAUCGUGACCCAAAAACCAAACAGCAUAUUCCCUAUCGUGAGCGGAAGUCGCUGUCCGGUACAGCCCGCUACAUGAGCAUCAACACCCACUUGGGACGGGAGCAGUCUCGGAGGGAUGACCUCGAAGCCUUGGGUCACGUUUUCAUGUACUUCUUAAGAGGGGGUCUUCCGUGGCAGGGAUUGAAGGCCGCAACGAACAAGCAGAAAUACGAAAAGAUUGGUGAAAAGAAACAAACAACUGCAAUUAAGGACCUUUGCGAAGGAUUUCCCGAAGAGUUCACCAAGUAUCUCACUUACGUCCGCAAUCUUGGAUUUGAAGAUACACCGGAUUAUGACUAUUUGAGAGACUUGCUCACGCAAGCACUCAAGAACGCUGGAGAGGUUGAAGAUGGUGAAUACGAUUGGAUGAAGCUUAACAACGGAAGAGGAUGGGAGUACAAGUCGUAUUCGUCCCAACAGCAUCUUCAUAACAAUGUGCUCCCCAAUUCAUCUGCCCGUGAGCUCCAUGCUCAGCAGCUUCGCGGCAGCCAAAGGCCCGGUGUGACUGCAGACCGUUUAAACGCCGCGCAGCCCCCGCCCCCUUCUCCGGCAAAGCCAGGAGCAGGGAAGACGCGCGAGCGGCAAAACGUCCCCGGCGGGAUGCCACCGAAACGCCAGAGCGGGGGAAUGGACACGACGCCGACGGUAUCGACUCAGGCACAGUUUCAGAAUUCGAACGCAAACAUCCCGGGUCGCAUGGGAAGCCCAGCCAACCCGACGAAGAAUAGCCAACAAGGCCAAGGCGCUCAAGGAAACGAUGAGCCGCAGCCUACUUUCGUCCAGAAAGUGAUGAAAGCAUUAUGCUGCGGUUGAUGCCCGGUUGAGCACGGAGAAUGUAAUUUUACAUCAUGUUGGCUUUCGACUUUCUUUCGUUCUUUCUUGUCUUCGCACUCCUAGGAGGGUUAAAGGCAGCAUGCAAUUAUACUCUGUUAUAACCCGGACGCUCCCCAUUUCCUUGAAUCAUGCUUGGAAGGCUUUACAGAAACUGCUGGCAGGUGAGCACAGGAU